Molecule: messenger RNA, 878 nt
Organism: Brassica napus (rape)
Lineage: Eukaryota; Viridiplantae; Streptophyta; Magnoliopsida; Brassicales; Brassicaceae
Exons: 3
Coding region: 285-722 (145 amino acids)
Source: RefSeq, a predicted model, not a curated record
GGCGUGGAAGAAGCGGUUCUUGUUAAACACGUGUAGCUAAGGUAUUGGUUUUGUGAUAAUGAGAGAAGAAAAGUCGAAGUCGACGAACGAGAUGAAGUCGAUGCUCUCCUCGAUCUUUCAAUCGGUGCUGGCCUCGUCCUCGAACAAUCUCGUCGUCGCCUCGUCCUAUAAGGUGUGUUCUGUGUUAAGAGCUGAUGUACUGAGAUCAUCUGAAGAAAUCAUUAAUAGAAGGAGCUAGUUGCAAGAAGAAUUAGGACAAGGCGACGAAGGUUCAAGUAAUAACCAUGAAUGUUCAGGCUCACAUGUCGGGACAACAACGAUCUAGGCAGUCUCCAAACCAAGGGAAUAACGGGAACUCUCAAAUGCAGAACUUAGUUGCUGCUUCGGCUGGUGCUGGUGGUAGCGUAGGGCCUUCACGUAGCACUGUUGGUCUGAUGGACCAUGAUAUUUUAAAACUAAGGCAGUACAUGCAAAUCCUUGUCAACGGCAACCAUCUCCGGCUGAUGCUGCAUCAAAUGAUGUAUUCAGUCUCAACAGUUGUGUUGUUCACCUUGGCAAUGGCUGCUGCCACUGGGUUAGGUGCAGUGCCCUUCUUCUUUGUUAAGCUCGAUCUUCAGUGGGCUGGAAUAUGCAAUGGCAUGGCUGCUGGUGUGAUGUUGGCCGCUAGCUUUGAUCUUGUGAACAUGUUGUGUAUCACGGGAUGUAUUUGUGAUGAAGUGUAGAGUCACAUGCUUGUAGUCUUGUAGUUUUGUUGUGAACAUGUUGUGUUGUAUCACGGAAUGUAUUUGUGAUGAAGUGUUGAGUCACAAAAUCUUUAUAAAUAAUGUAUUCAAAGCAUUGUUUUCAAUCACAAACCACAAUCUCAAACAUUUCUUUCA